AUGUUACACCGAUGUCCCCUUUGUUCGAGAUCAUACAAACGCCCGGAACACCUUAGGCGUCAUUUUGUUUCGCACAGAUCAGUUCGACCGUACAAAUGCCAUUUUUGCGACAGCGCUUUCCAAAGAUCAGAUGUGCUCAAGAGGCACUUGAAGUCAUGCCGAGAUGCUUCGACCAAGGCAACCAGGAUACAGAGAACUGGAACAACAAGGCACACAAACCAAACUUCUGGUACCAGUGGCGGUUUGGCGUUCGGGGAGCAGGCCGACUCCAUUCCACCUCUUGAUGAUCUGCCUCUGCCUAGUGGAAUUUGUCUGGGAAGUGACAUCCCAUCGGACCUUGUAAAUGAGAGCUGGACCUCUGGACAGAACGGAGAUUCCAUUUUCCCAGAAUUCCUCUCCGACGUGCCAUGGUCGGAUAUUCUGAGUCUAGAGGCAGGGUAUCAGGGAUUUACACCAGAGUCCAAGGAGGAGAGAGCUCCUCAUUUCCGAUUCCUUGAUGAUUUUACCAAAUACUCUGGCUUCGUCCAGUCCUUCGAUUGCGGUACAUUUGCUCAGCGGCGCCAGGUUAUGUCGGAACAUUUGCAAUGUCCGGAGGUGGCACUUGACGCCAUAACCGCAACCAAUCUCUCAGAUCUCCACGUUCCAGAAUCGUGGGCAUAUGUGACCUUUGGAGAAACAACCGAGGCUGAAUACUGCGUGGCUCAAAUCGCCCGGCCAUGGCUGUCAGAUCCCCUCGCUGUCGUGACAAACGAGAUCACGAAUUUGAUCAAAGAAGUCGUCAUGGUAAAGGCGCGGAGCAGCAUAGUGACCCUCACUUGGUCUGCUCUCUUGCAGAACAUGAGCUUGCAGUUUUUCUCGCCUCCACAGCUUCGCAAAUACUUGGCGCUGUACUGGGCCAUCUGGCAUCCAAAUGUCAAUUUCGUCCACAAGCCCACAUUUGACCCGUUGGCCUCGAAGGCGAUUCUUGUUGCAUCGAUGGCCCUGAUCGGGGCGUGCGUCUCUCCCGACGAAAAUGAUCGUGACAAUGCGAAGACAUGGUUCAACUGCAUCGAGGAGCUUGUCUUCACGGACGGUCACUUGCUCGAUGACUCGGUCUUCACCAUUGACUGCGGAUCGGACAUUGCCGGAUCAGCGAAGCAGAAGAUACAGGCUUUGCAGGCAGCUUAUAUGGUCUGUUUGUUUCAGAAUUGGGAAGGCUCCGACCAGAGCAAGCGUCGCAUUCGUCGGCACAGGUACAGCACUGUCAUCAGUGUUGCAAGAGACAUCAGCAUCAACAAGGCAAGACAUCGAGAUUAUACGCAGCAUAGCAUCCAUGGUUUCAACUGGCGAGAAUUCGUGCUCCGAGAAGAACUUAUCAGAGUACUCAUUUGGAUCUUCCUCCUCGACACAGCGUUCGUCAUCUUCAACAACCUUCCACCUAGGAUGGUGAUCAAAGAGAUGAAGAUGGACAUGGCUUGCGCGGAGUCUUGUUUCCAAGCACCAACGUCUCACGAAUGUUAUGCACAGAUACAGGCUGAUAGGUGCCGCUUCCAAGGGUGUCAGAGGGCGAGAGAGCUCUGCUCAGCAGUAGAGACGUUGUGCCGAGACAGUGACAAGGUCCAGCACGAGCACCUGGUCGCACUUGCCGAUCAAGGGCCUCUGAACCUGUUUGCAAUGACAUCUGCUCUGCAUUCCCUGAUUUUCCACUAUCAAAACUCCUUCGGCAGCCAGGGUCAGCUUGUUUUGGUCCGCAAUGCCAUCAAACACUGGAAGCAGACCUGGCAGAUAUAUACUGCCCGAUUUUCGCCCGACUUACGACAUGCAACCGUAGAAAUCGGAGAAGGCCUUGCUUGUAAGGACAUGUGGAAGCGAAUCGGCUUCGUGAGGCAUGCUUCGGAAUACUGGCUCCUGGCGAGCCUCAUGCUGGACAAGAUAUCGGCGGCAACGAAGCCAAAGAGCCCCGAGUUUGUGUCGAGGGCUCUGACAGACCAAGCAAGUAUCGUCAUUGAUCCUGGCGACACGGAAAGCUUCGAACCGGUGCUAGAGAGGUACGAUGAGACGAGUAUGCGCCAGGUGAACGAGCUUCUUGCCGAUUUUCAAAAGAUGUACAUCGCUUUGGAGUGA
Exophiala xenobiotica is the source of this 2103-nucleotide messenger RNA. RefSeq lists its product as uncharacterized. Gene Ontology annotation, molecular function: DNA-binding transcription factor activity, RNA polymerase II-specific; zinc ion binding; RNA polymerase II cis-regulatory region sequence-specific DNA binding. Gene Ontology annotation, cellular component: chromatin. Gene Ontology annotation, biological process: regulation of transcription by RNA polymerase II; DNA-templated transcription. The record is from RefSeq and is a predicted model, not a curated record. Bases 1 to 2103 code for a protein of 700 amino acids. Lineage: Eukaryota; Fungi; Ascomycota; Eurotiomycetes; Chaetothyriales; Herpotrichiellaceae. The transcript is spliced from 4 exons.